Syngnathus typhle (broad-nosed pipefish) is the source of this 4012-nucleotide messenger RNA. Its product is annotated as dentin sialophosphoprotein-like. Bases 352 to 3396 code for a protein of 1014 amino acids. Gene Ontology annotation, cellular component: extracellular region; membrane. The record is from RefSeq and is a predicted model, not a curated record. The transcript is spliced from 35 exons. Gene Ontology annotation, molecular function: lipid binding. Gene Ontology annotation, biological process: lipid transport; lipoprotein metabolic process. NCBI's taxonomy places the organism in Eukaryota, Metazoa, Chordata, Actinopteri, Syngnathiformes, Syngnathidae.
AAGACUCGUGGAACUGGUCCGUCGGGGUUCUGGAACAUUGUUUUUGCAUGAAAGUCGUCACAAGGAACUGGGUGAAAGAGGCAAUGCCAAAUGAGCAGGGGUGGGCGGAACUGUUCAGGUCGAAAGCCCGGAAAAGUCCUUCACGGAAAGAACCGGGGGAAAGGACGCGGAGAAUCUUCACGAGUUUGCUCCGGAGAGAGACCGAAGCUAAUACAGACCCAAAAUGAAUCGAUACGGCGACCUUGAUCUGGACUUGGAGUGCGAUGAAGGAGACGUCACAAACGGGCAUCUGCAACCAAUCAGCAUUUUGGUCGUCUUGAGUUUCAGCAAAAAGCAGCAUUGUUCGGCGGCAUGUUCAAGAGAUCGUCCAAAUCGUCUGAAGCGCAGGACAACCUGUCAGUCAGCAGCGAACUGUCAAAGAGUAACGACAGUCUGAACGACAACAAGGACAAAGGCGGCAUUUUUAAGGGCAUGUUCAAGAAGCAGCCGAAAUUGUCCAAAGAGCCACAAGAGGUGGCUCUCUCACAGCACAUUCCGGAGCUUUCUGCCAGCAACGGCAGCUUAGAUGACAGCAAGCCAUCCAAGGACAAGUCUGGCAUGAUGAGCGGAAUACUGAAAAAAACUCCCAAACGAGGACACGCACGCAGGCCCUCGCAGGAUCUUCUUGACAUCGACCUGUCCGCCAGCAAUAACGAUGUGAACGACAACGCCAAGGCAGGGGUCUCGCAACACAAUCCCGAGCAUUCAGCCAGCAAUGGCAUCUUCGAUAAAAGCAAGCAGGGCAAGGACCAAUCUGGCGCGAUGCUGAAAAAAACUCCGAAACGGGGACAUGCACGCAGACCCUCACAGGAUCUUCUCGACAUUGACCUGUCCGCCAAACAGAACAAUGUGAAUGAUAACACCAAGGAGAGCAGCGGAAUGUUCAGCGGGAUGUUUAAAAAAAGAACACAAUCUCAGGAUGAUUUGUCUGAAAACAACGAGCGGUCUGAAAGCGGCAAUAAUCUGGUGGUCAACAACAACAAUUCCAAGGAGUCAGCUGGAAUGUUUAGCGGCAUGUUUAAAAAAUCACCAAAACUGGUCAAAGAAAAGUCUCAGGAUGAUUUGUCUCAAUCCAGCGAGCUGUCGGCCAGCAGUGAAAACCUCUUUGAGGGUGGGACUAAGGAGAAAGGAGGACUCUUUAGCGGCAUGUUCAAAAAGCCCAAACACACUUCUGCAACCAGAACACAGUCUCAGGAGGACUUGACAGCACCCGGCAAGCUGUCCUCCAGCAGCGACAGUCUCGCCGAGAAGACGUGGAAGGAAAAGUCGCUAGGUUCCAAAGAACACCUGAUGGAGAAGCCCAAAGUCAAGCAGAACGGCUUCAGCGCCAUGAUGAAGAACGCCUUCAACUAUGACAAAACGGAGAAGGACAACUCCGAUGCUGAUGUUACUGAGGAGACGUCAGACACCAGCGAGAACCAGACUAACCAUAAACAGAGUAAGCUGGCCGGUGCCAUGAACAAACUGAAUCCGUUCCGAUCUGAAAAGGACAAGGAAAGUGACUCCAGUGACGAUGACACACCCGUCGCCGGCCACAAACAGAACGCCAUGAUGGGAGCCGUGUCGAAACUGAAUCCAUUCAAGUCUGCCAAUAAAAAAGACGUGGAAGAGACGCUCGAAGAAACUGACCAGCAAGUGGAGGGGAAACAAAAACUCCAAAAUAGCGCCGUCGACAGGGAGAGAAAGCAGAGAAGUGAAACGCCGCCACUUCCGCACGGACCUCCCCGAGAGGAGAAGACACAGGUUCCUGUCAAAGCCCAGGCCAAAGCAUUUGAAGACGCUAAGGACGACAAGGUCAUGGCGUCCCAGGGGAGGGCAGAUAAGGAAGCUCCCAAAGUUCCUCCACGCAAGCCUUCCGUGGAGGAGCUCAGGAGCAAAGCAACCAACACAGUGGAAAACCAGAAUCAGAGCCAAUCAGAUGAGGAGUUUCUGAAAGGAGAAGACGGCGGCGGCGGCCAGGGGAAUGAGGUGACCCCGGAGGAGGCCAAGAAGAAACCAAAGCGCUACAACCCGUUCACUCCACGUGCUGCCGCCAAGCCUCCAAGCUACGAUGAAGUGCUGAAAGACCAAGCAGCGGGAGAAGCAGAAGAAAAGUCCAAAGAGAAUCCAAAGGAAGAGGACGGCACCAACAAACCAGAAGAGGUCAAAGUGAAGAAACCGAAACGCCACAAUCCCUUCAUGCCUCGAGUCAAGAACAAAAUGACACAGAGACGCGAAGAAGAGGCUGAGAACGAGGGUGGAAACAGAGGUUUGUUUGAACGGCUGGAGGAAUUGCGCAUUGAUCCAUCGCCGCCUGAAGACAGACAGGACAUGGAUGGUCUUAUGGAGUGGUGGAACAAUGUGGAGUCUUGGGAGGACACGCCUCAGGAGGACGACAUGACCGAUAAAGAAGAAGCUAAGGCGUUUGCGGUGACGGCGGAGAAGGUUCAGAAGGGCAUCCGGGUGUUCAACAAGCUGUUCUCGGAUCGCGCCGAGAGCCUGUGGCAGCACGUCAUCAACCUGAACGACAUGGCCGACGGCCUGGAUAAAUUCAACAAGAACACCAAGAUUGCCCAGAUUACCGGCGGCUCCACCAGCGCCAUCGGCGGCGUGGCCACCAUCGCCGGCCUGGCCCUGGCGCCCGUCACCUUCGGCACCUCUCUGAUCGUGACGGCCGUGGGGCUGGGCGUGGCCACGGCGGGCGGCCUCACUUCGGCCGGCGCCAGCAUCUCCAACCAGGUCAACAACUCCAUGGACCGCAGGAAAGUCGAGAAGAUUGUGCAGGACUACCAAGAGAAGAUGGCGGACCUCAACAAGUGCCUCAAGUUCAUCAAGCAGGGAAUCGAGAACCUGCGGCGCUUCGACCUCAUCAAGAUGAAGAACAACGCCUACAACCGCGAAUUCCCCGUGCUCAGCAGCAGCUUCUACGAGGACGGCGCCAUGGCGGGCAAAGCCAUCCUUGUUAACGCCAACGAGAUCAUGCGUGUGGUGCAGAUCGCCAACGUGGCGGGCAGCACAGCGGCCCGCGCUGUUCAGAUUGCCAGCAUGGCCACCGGUGUCCUCACGGGUCUCUUUGUGGGGAUGGACAUCUACUUUGUGGCCAAGGACUCCAAGGAGCUCAAGAAGGGGGCCAAGUCUGAGUUUGCCGGCAAAAUACGCGAGGUGGCUACGCAGUUGCACGAAGGCCUGGUGGAGCUCAACAGCAUCCGAGAGGAGCUGCAGUGCACCACCGCGCCCCAGGACCAAAACCAGCGAGAGGACGACGCUUCGGCUGAGAAGACGAAAGGGGCUUACGACGACGACAGCUCGGAAGAAGACGAGAUCGACCGCAUUAAGAAAGCCAUCAAGAAAGACCUCGACAACAGGGAGUACGUGUGACAUUGGAAAAACGAUGCCAAGUGCAAAAAUGAUAACCAAAAUCUAGUCUGAAAUACAAACCAGAUUGAUGAGCAUUCUGAUAUUUUUGAGGUGAAAUUUGUUUUUUGGCUAGCAAAAGCAGACUUCAAAAUUGUUGAACAAAUCACUUUAGGGAAUUGAUGCCUCUGGAUUUUACUCCUCAUGCAGCGGGAGGAUUUUCCAAUGAACAAAACAUGUUUUAGUCAUUUUUUUUUAACUCUUGUGCCUUUUAUUGUACUAAAUUCCACGAUACUAGCUAGCUAACGUUAGUCAACCGUCUCGGAAUGAAAUAUAUAAAAAUGUUUUAAUAUAUAGUUUUGCAACAAUGUUGUCAUAUUUGGACACCAGAGUGCCUCUUGCAACAAUGCGAAUGCUUUUAACGCUAACCUGUUCACUGGAUAAAUUCAUGCUUUUUUUUUUUUUUUUAUUUAACUUUUGUAUUUAUUGUGGGUGGAUGUAGGAUGUGCAAUGUAUGUUUUGUGUAGGAGGUGAUAGAAGGAAAAGUGGCUGUACCGGUCGGUAAUCUGUGCAAUAAAAAAAAAAAAAAAAGAUUCCCAUGAAGGCCUGAUUGUUUUGUAUGCUAUGCAUACGGCAAACA